UAGCAGGAAAACAAGUCAAGUAUUUAAAACAAGCCAGUCAAGUAGAAAAUUGAUUCAUUAAUCGGAUAAAAUUAUGUGGGCAGGGCUGAAGGUUCUAUCAGUUAGUAAUAUUUGACGGAAUAUCAAAAACGAGGAAUAUGUACGUACAAUAGAACAUUAAAUUUUAAAUCGGUAUAUCUUAUCGAUAAAUCAGCUGCUGACUAGCAACUUAUUAAGUUUACGUCGGGAAAAUAUCAAGGAAUAGUUUUUACGAAAAUAAUAACAGGGAAAAUGGUGUGCGUGCCGUGCUUUAUCAUUCCGCUGCUGCUCUACAUCUGGCACAAGUUCGUGCAGCCCAUUCUGCUGCGCUACUGGAAUCCGUGGGAGAAGAAGGACGCCCAGGGGAAUGUGAUCAAGGCGGGGCCGGAGUUCCCGUUCGAGUGCAAGGGCGGCGUCUGUCCAUUUGUGCCCGGUGGCAAGAAGGCAAACGCUGACAACGAUACGGUGGAGACCACAUCAUCUGAAACAGUCACGACUACAGCCUCGGACGGCCAGGAGACUAAAACUACAAUCAUCACAACCAGUGGUAGCAGCAGCACCACCACCACAACCACGUCGUCGUCCUCAGGGCCAACCACCACUGAGCCCAUUCCGGAGGAAACAAAGAAGUCAAUUUAGUCAAAAUUGCAUGGUUUUUUUUUCUCGCUUGUACAAUAAGUCUUGACACAACGCACACAGUCACUUCACGGGUCCCCCGCUGUGUGGGUGUGCUGGGGGACACGUUAUCUAAAGAGCAGCAACCAAUUACGCUUAAAAACGAAAAUAUGUUAACUUAAAUGUAAUACACAUUGCAAUCACCCAAA
This is a messenger RNA of Drosophila miranda, 842 nucleotides long. Its product is annotated as UPF0729 protein GD16342. Bases 271 to 657 code for a protein of 128 amino acids. The transcript is spliced from 2 exons. The record is from RefSeq and is a predicted model, not a curated record. Lineage: Eukaryota; Metazoa; Arthropoda; Insecta; Diptera; Drosophilidae.